Messenger RNA from Lingula anatina, 1494 nucleotides. Its product is annotated as scavenger receptor cysteine-rich domain-containing protein DMBT1-like. Gene Ontology annotation, molecular function: protein binding; protein-lysine 6-oxidase activity. Lineage: Eukaryota; Metazoa; Brachiopoda; Lingulata; Lingulida; Lingulidae. The record is from RefSeq and is a predicted model, not a curated record. Gene Ontology annotation, cellular component: membrane. Gene Ontology annotation, biological process: peptidyl-lysine oxidation.
AUGAUGAUCAAGCCUAGUCCCAUGUCUCCUAAAAUUGAUUUACGUCGCCUUUGUGCUGUUCACAUCAAAAAUCAGUUUACAGGGAAAAAGAUCCGCUUAGUAGGUGGAAGGAGUAGCAACGAAGGCCGAGUGGAGGUUUAUCAUGAUGGUCAGUGGGGGACAGUUUGUGACGAUGGCUUUGGCAACACUGAAGCAGAGGUUGUAUGCCGUUUGCUGGGAUACAGCCCGAACAAAGCCAGAGUAUACAGACAUGGUUGGGGUAAUCUUGCUUAUGGCCGUAUAUGGCUGGACGACCUGCGAUGCACAGGCAACGAGUCCAGCAUAUUCGACUGUCCUCACAGAGAUCUGGGUGUACACGACUGUGGCCACGGUGGAGAUGUCGGGGUGAAUUGCUACAAUGGCACCGCCAUUCCUGACCACUGUUCCCCAAACCCCUGCCAGAGUGGCGGCACCUGUGUACGUAAACUCCGUAUCAAUUAUGAAAAUACUGAUUACAAAUGUAUAUGUCCUUAUGACCGAAUGGGUGUAAACUGUGAGAAAAGCUACGACCCAUGUGCUUCAUACCCUUGCCAUUAUGGCGGUACAUGUAUACGUACCAACAGUACAUUUUGGCCGUAUUCUGCCUACAGAUGUAACUGUGCUUUCAACCGUACAGGGGAGAUGUGCGAGUACAGCAUUGGCGACUCUUGCUCUUCGAACCCAUGUUAUAAUGGAAGCAAGUGUGUUGCACAAGGGAACGACUACGCCUGCGCCUGUCCUUGGGGUAGAUACGGGAAGAGAUGCGAAUCUAAUGAAUUCCCAGUUCGUUUAGUUGGAGGUCGCAGCAGUAGAGAGGGACGCGUGGAAGUUUACUUUGAACCCCAUGGCAGCUGGGGGACUGUGUGUGACGACGGAUUUGACGAUAAUGCCGCUAGGGUCAUAUGUAGAUCACUUGGAUUUGGGUAAUACCAAUUAUAAGUUAAUUCAACGAUUGCCACAUUAUAUAUUCGCAUUUAAGCUUUGAUAUGUAUUUUCACAUGUUUUGUCAAGAUAUGGUAACAGUAUUUACGGUGCUCUUCAUAAUAUCUCACUCACAACCUCUGUACUGCUUCCUACGACCUGUGUUGCGUCCAAAUUUUAUGCAGAAUCUCUCGUGCCACUCAAGUUCUUCUAGUGAAAUAUCGAUCGAAUAUACGGAAGAUAUUGGACAUGUCGCAGGGGUAACUUGUCCCCCCUCACCCCCUUCAAUAAGAAAAAAAAAAAAUUGAAAAAUUCUGAAAACUGACAAAAGCUGAUUUAAAUUGAUGUGAACUAAAUCCGAAUUAAAUAUUAAACAAUAUGGUCUGGGGAGACCCAUUUUAGUGACCUGGGCUGUUAGGACGGAAGUUUAACUUUAUUGCUAUACCUUGACCUUUCUUACAUGUUCAUUACUUGUCUUGUUCAUUAUAAUUGGGAUACACCCAAAUCUUGACCAAAGAUUUCUAGGUAAAACCUAGCCUUUAUUUAGAAAAAAAA